AUGGAGCCUGCUGACGAAGAAUCAGAGCGCACUAUGGCCACUAAAGUCAAAGCCAACUCCGAAGACUUGCCUCCAUCGGCUUCAUCUUUGCCCAUGCAACCUCCUGGUUCCGAAACAAGCGAAACCCAUCCCCAACCUCCACCUAAGAUGACGACAACCAUUUACACCGCACGCGCUCUUCAUCGCAUACUCUACAACGCAUGCCUCGCCGGUCAGGACAUCACCCGCAUCGAAGAAACUUACCUGAGCGACCGCGAUUCCGCCGAAGAUCUUAUCCAAAUCUCCCCUCAGGAUGCGCCAAUCAUUCAACUCUGGGACGAGCAACAUUCCCGCCCAGAGCGCGUCCUGGGCGACCCUCUGUCUGCCGAGUCGAUAGCCCGGGCCAUAUUCUUGGCUCCUCACCCAUCAAACACCCUUCAACGCAAGAGUAGCCACCUGAGUCACGAAACUGGUUCUCUCAGACUGGCUGGUGUUGGUCCCGGUAUUCAAGAUACAUCAUCACUUCCUCGCACUGAACAGAACACGGAGCCUAAGCGAAAACCACAUUGA
Aureobasidium melanogenum CBS 110374 is the source of this 549-nucleotide messenger RNA. RefSeq lists its product as uncharacterized. The record is from RefSeq and is a predicted model, not a curated record. Lineage: Eukaryota; Fungi; Ascomycota; Dothideomycetes; Dothideales; Saccotheciaceae. The transcript has a single exon. The coding region runs from base 1 to 549 and encodes 182 amino acids.